Molecule: messenger RNA, 1694 nt
Organism: Chlorella variabilis
Lineage: Eukaryota; Viridiplantae; Chlorophyta; Trebouxiophyceae; Chlorellales; Chlorellaceae
Exons: 9
Coding region: 1-1341 (446 amino acids)
Source: RefSeq, a predicted model, not a curated record
AUGCAUUCACCGCGCCUGGCCCUCACGCUGGCCCUCCUGGCCUCCCUGACUGCGUGCCAAUGUGCUCCUCUGUCGGUGGAUGAAACAUCCAUUCAGGGCCUGCUCCUUGAAGACACCAUCCGGCUGCUGGGAAAUCUGGACAAGGCGCUGACCAGCCAGGCCGCCAGCAAGCUUAAGGGCGCCUCAGCCUCGGCGGCAGGGCCUGCCUCUGCAGCAUCCGGCACGGCUCGCGGCCUGGCCCUCCGUCUGGGCCGCCUGCGCGGCGGGCAAAUGAUGGGCUCGGCCGCUGGGCCGGCCGGACGGCGCACGGUGCCGGCUGGGCAUGCUGAUGCGGCGGCGGCUGAUGCUCGGGAGGUGGCUGUUUAUUUCAUCCAUGCUGCCACGGUGCAGCUGAUGCUGAAGAACCCCCUGCUCAUCCCCGCCUCCCUGGCCAAGCCCAUGGGCAAGACGCGCGCUGCCGCGUGCAAGAAGGAGGUCCGCCGCAUGGGGUUCUCCCGCAAGGUCAAGGUUGCCAUGUGCAACAGCACCAUCCCCUUCCCCACCGCCUCCGCCAUGGCCCACCUAGAGAUGGAGCGUAAGCUCAAGCGCAUGGUGCCUCUCGCGCGGCAGGACGGUGGCACGCAAGGCACCGGGCCGUGGCCAGCGCGAGGCCUCAAGCAGGAGUUUGACUGCUACAACGGGAAGAGCUUCAUAGAUUACCUGCUUCGUAAGAACGCCGAGAAAGCAUACAAGGCGGGCUACGGCUGCCUGUCGUUCUCGUGCGGCUUCCCCAUCCCCCCAGUGCCCAUCCUCCAAGUGUCGGCCAAGAUCGAGGGCUGUCUGCCAUGGUUGGACUUCGUCAAUGGAGUGUUCAUGCAGUGCACGAAGAUCGGCUGCAAAAACAGCACAGCGGAGGACGAUGCUUACUUGAAUAACCUCGUCGCCAUGGCGGAGAACACACAGAUAUCCGGCUUCUUUGGUGUAUGCGUGGGCUGGGGGGAACUUAAGUUGAUUUUGGAGAUGUUCGGGUUCAAAGACGCAUGCCUGGGACCCAAGCUGACUGUCUGGCCGAUGAAGCAGCAGCUGGGUUUGGCACAGGAGCUGAGCUUUGUCGUUGGCUCUAUCCAGUUUGGCGGCAAAUUUCAGUACGGUGUAGGCUCCGAGAGCGCAAUCUGCAAGCUUGCACACUACGGAAAUCUGGGCUUUUACAACCACGAGCUCAAGUGCAAGGACUUCUGUGCAUGGGACCCGUUUGACGGCGAGAUCUUCUUCAAAGCCGGCAUCAACUUCUUCUUCUUCCGCCUCAGCUGGUCCAUCAAGAUCCUUCAGUCGCCACUGCCAGCCUGCGACAAGAGCUUCUGACAGCUCAAUUGCCGAGUAGCUCAAUCGCUUAAUGGCUCAAUCGCCGGCCAGUGCCUUUUCUUUCUUUCUUUCUUUCUUUCUUUCUUUCUUUCUUUCUUUCUUUCUUUCUUUCUUUCUUGUCAGCCUGACCUGACCUGCCUUUCAUGCUGCCGUUUCAGCCCCAAGCCUGCUUACAUACGGAACGUAACCCCUUUCAAGCAACCUGCACUUUUGCAAUGAACCUGCACUUUUGUCACUAGUUUGCAUAGUUUCUCCUUUCAGACACCUCAGAACACCUAUGAACACCUGUAUUAACACCCUCUGCUGUUUGCUUUGUAAUUUACAGUUUAACUCGUUGUAAUUUACGCUUUUUC